Molecule: messenger RNA, 1483 nt
Organism: Striga asiatica
Lineage: Eukaryota; Viridiplantae; Streptophyta; Magnoliopsida; Lamiales; Orobanchaceae
Source: the annotation of a GenBank genome assembly
AUGGCAAACAUGGUAGCAAUUAGCCAAGAUGAUCAACUUUUGUCCAAAAUUGCGACGAACAACGGGCACGGCGAGAAUUCGGCUUAUUUCGAUGGUUGGAAGGCUUAUGACAGUGAUCCUUAUCAUCCCACAAAAAAUCCAAAUGGAGUUAUUCAGAUGGGAUUAGCAGAAAACCAGGCUGUUGCAAGGUUCAUGGAGAAAGUGAGAGGAAACAGAGUCCGGUUCGACCCGAACCGUAUAGUGAUGAGUGGCGGAGCAACCGGAGCUCAAGAAACAUUGACAUUUUGCUUAGCUGACCCUGGAGAUGCAUUCUUGGUGCCCACACCUUAUUAUCCUGGAAACGAUCGCGACCUAACAUGGCGCACGGGAGUAAAACUCAUCCCGGUUAUCUGCGAAAGCUCCAACAAUUUCAAAAUCACCCGCGAAGCCCUCGAGUCCGCAUACCAAAACGCGAGAAAGUCAAACAUCAAAGUCAAAGGCCUCCUCCUAAACAACCCGUCGAACCCCUUAGGCACGGUCCUCGACCGAGAAACCCUACGAGACUCCCUAAAUUUCACCAACCAAAAGAAAAUCCACUUAAUAUGCGACGAGAUCUACUCCGCAACCGUUUUCGACCGUCCCGAUUUCAUCGGAAUCUCCGAAAUAAUCCAAGAGAGCCCUAAUAAUUAUUACAACCUCGACUUAGUCCACAUUGUCUAUAGCUUGUCGAAAGAUCUCGGGUUCCCCGGUUUCCGUGUCGGCGUAAUCUACUCGUACAACGACGCGGUAGUGAACUGCGCUCGGAAAAUGUCGAGCUUCGGCCUCGUCUCCACGCAAACGCAACACCUAAUAGCUUCGAUGCUGUCGGACGAGGCUUUCGUUGACCGGUUUUUGACCGAGAGCUCGACGAGGCUCGGGGAAAGGCACGCGGCUAUCUCCCGAGGAUUGGGUCGAGUGGGUAUCGGGAGCUUGAAGAGCAAUGCCGGGCUAUACUUGUGGAUGGAUUUGAGGAGGCUUCUAAAGGAGGCAACUUUCGAGUCGGAGCUCGAGCUUUGGAGGGUGAUUGUGAACGAGGUUCGGUUAAACGUGUCGCCUGGCGGGUCGUUCCAUUGCUCUGAGCCCGGGUGGUUUAGGGUUUGCUUCGCCAACAUGGACGACGAGACGUUGGAUGUGGCGCUGACGAGGAUCGUUAAGUUCGUGGUGGGGAAGAGGAGUGGGCCAGAGUCGGGAAGUCGGAAGCAGAGCUGUCGGAGGAGGAAGCUCGAGAUUAGUCUAUCGUUUAGGCGGCUCGACGAUGUGUCGACUCACUCGCCCAUGUCAUCGCCACUCGUGCCAGCUAGGACGUGAGAUCCGAUGUGGACAUCAUCGUCACAUAUGUCUUAUAUUUUAUGAUGUUUCAUGCAUAUGGUGUUUUUCACAAUCAUAUUUUUGUGUACAUUACUGGAAAUUAUUGAUAGAGCAAUAGUAUUGAGAAAAGAGGUGAGAAUUCAAAACUAUUAACUUG